Molecule: messenger RNA, 819 nt
Organism: Tricharina praecox
Lineage: Eukaryota; Fungi; Ascomycota; Pezizomycetes; Pezizales; Pyronemataceae
Exons: 1
Coding region: 156-743 (195 amino acids)
Source: RefSeq, a predicted model, not a curated record
GUAUGGUACUCUACCGUACACAUGGACUCAUGGAGGUCCUGAGUUUCGUGGGCUUGCACCGUUGCACGUGCUGAGCCCGGUCGAAUGCCCGCACGACCACACGACCUUCUCUUCGUAUAUACAGCGCGCCUCCUAACUACCAGGACCUACGCCCUAUGUACUAUGAUACUAGUACAUACACACAAUUCAUCCGCCAAUCCGCGAGCCAACUCUCCGACCGGCACGACACUGGCUGCUUCCCAAACCCCCCCAACCCCCGCUCCAUGGUUGUGCGGAGUGUGCGUGGAGUGUGCGUGUGCGUGUGUGAUCCGAUUGAUUACCUACCUAUAUACCUUACCUCUCCCCUCACCGCAGACCACUCUAUCGGGCCGUCGUCCGUCUCCGAAAACCCAGGAAACCGCAGGAUUCGCCCGGUGAGUAGUCGGGCGGAUGUCUGGGGCGAGGGGAGGGCGAAGGGGGGGCGAGGGGAGGGCGAAGGGAGGGCGAUGUUCCUUGCGUCGAGGUACACGUCGGUGUUUUAUACUUGGUUGGCUAUGUAUGAAGUAUGUAUAUAUGGGAUGGGUCGACUUGCGGCGAGUGCUUUUUGGAUGGAUGGAUGGAUGGAUGGAUGGGGCCGGCCGGGCGGAUUAGUGGUGGUGCAUGGAUUGGUGAUGGUGGUGGUGAUGGUGGUGGUGGUGGUGGUGGACGAAUUGGUGGUGGUGGUGGACGGACACAUGCAGGAACCUGGAAAACUUGUGUUGUGAACCGGUCCGCCAGUGGACGCGUAAAGUACUUGGGGUAUGCACUGGGGGCUGAAAUUUUCCGGGUGGGCGCGGCGGG